AUGUGUAGCAAAGCGAUCCUAGCACUCCUGGUCUAUGGCAUAAUAAUGCACUGCAGCGUCUACUGCUCACCUGCGGCCGGACUUCAGUACCCGGCCCUCAGGCUGGAGGAUGAAGUCUACGACGAGGACGGGAACACCCUGCAGGACUUCGCCUACGACCACGAGCCCCUCGGUAUAGCGAAUCCGUCCUCCAUGAUAGGCGAGAUGUACACCUUGUAUUACCCACCGGAAAAGAGGUGA
Molecule: messenger RNA, 240 nt
Organism: Nipponia nippon (crested ibis)
Lineage: Eukaryota; Metazoa; Chordata; Aves; Pelecaniformes; Threskiornithidae
Source: RefSeq, a predicted model, not a curated record